AUGACCGAGGCCGCUGUCAAUUUUGCUGUGGAAACCAUUCGCAACCUGAUUGAAGAAACGAAGUUCUUACAUGUGGUUAGUGACCAAGUGGCGCAACUUCAAGAUGAGCAAAAGCAGAUGCGAUCGUUCUUAAAAGAUGCAGAUGCAAGGCAACAUGACGAGGAAACGGUUAAGGAGUGGAUUUCACAAGCUAGAGAUCUAGCUUAUGAGGUUGAUGACCUGUUUGAAAGCUAUGCUUUCAAAAUUGCGGGUCGCAGGAGGAAAGGCAUUCGAGGUAUCAUAAAGAUUUGUGUUUGUAUCCUGAAUGAGUGCUAUAAUAGGCACACCAUUCGAACAGGUACUCAAACGCUGAAAACCAAAAUCUCUCAUCUUACCAAAAGAUUUCGGGAUUAUGGGAUCAGAGUUAUGGAAAGACAGGAGGGUGCAAGUUCAUCGCAUCAACAAUUGAGGCGGACAUAUUCCCAUGUUGUCGAGGAUGACUUUGUUGGAUUGGAGGGUGAUGUCGAGAUGCUGGUAAAGCAUCUGGUGAGGGGAAGUGGUCAUGAGAUUGAUAAAUGCUUCAGUGUUGUCUCGAUCUGUGGGAUGGGGGGCUUAGGAAAGACAACUCUUGCCAGAAAGGUAUACAAUCACCCUCAAGUGAGGCGUUGCUUUGAUGACUUUGCUUGGAUAUGUGUAUCACAAACAUGGCAAAAGGAAGACGUUUUGCAACGGAUUUUGCUACGCCUAAUGCCAGAAGGGAGAGAAGAAAUACUGAAGUGGAAGGAUGAGGAGCUAGUCAGAAAUCUUUUCCAAAUCCAGCAAAAUAAAAAAUAUCUUAUAGUUCUUGAUGACAUUUGGUCUACAGAUGCUUGGGAAUGUAUAAAGCAUGCAUUUUCGAUUAGAAAGACCGGAAGCAAGAUCUUAGUUACCUCUCGCAAUAGAAAUGUGGUUUUGCAUAUUGGUCCAGAUGGUUUUCACCAUCAACUGCGCCUUUUAAGUUACACCGAAAGUUGGCAGCUGUUUCAGAGGAAAGCUUUAUGGGACAGAUUUAAUGGAGAACAUGAAGAUUUACAAAAAUUGGAAAAUUUAGGGAAGGAAAUGGUGAAAGCAUGUGGGGGUCUUCCAUUGGCUGUGAUAAUACUCGUCGGAACGCUUGCCACCAAGCAGAACUUGAAGGAAUGGGAAAGCGUGAACAACAACGUUAGAGCUUAUCUUGGAAGAGGAAAAAGCAUUAUGGAAGAAGGAAAUCUGCACAAGAUAUUAGCUUUAAGCUACAAUGACUUGCCCUACAAGUUGAAGCCUUGCUUCCUUUACCUAAGCAGAUAUAAGAAGACUAUGACAUAG
Messenger RNA from Coffea arabica (coffee), 1323 nucleotides. Lineage: Eukaryota; Viridiplantae; Streptophyta; Magnoliopsida; Gentianales; Rubiaceae. The record is from RefSeq and is a predicted model, not a curated record.